UUCCUUAGGUAAAAUGGAGAUUGUCAAUUCUAAAGGCUCCUUUCUCUCCAGCUUUCUCAUCUUCCUCUUGCUUGAGACACAUACACUGGCUUCAGAGCAAUUUUCAGUGAUUGGACCUACAGAACCCAUCCAGGCUUGGGUAGGAAGAAAGGCAGACCUACCAUGUUACCUGUCUCCCCAAAAAAAUGCUCAAUCCAUGAAGGUUAUUUGGUUCCAAUCUCUGGAAAUAGUGCAUCACUAUGAAGAUGGGCAGGAUAAGUUUGACAAUCAAAGCCCUAAAUUCCAAGGGAGGACAGAGCUGGUGAAAGAUGCCAUCACUAGAGGAAAUGUCACCCUGAGGAUAUGGAACAUUACAGCCGCGGACAAAGGACACUACAAAUGCCAUUUUGAUGAUGGUUUGUAUCAAGAAGAAGCUGGAAUAGAACUACUUGUCUCAGGUGAGGAGUCAAAUGUGAAGUUCUAGAGAUUGGGGGCUUCAAUAUGAAGAAUUGGGAGGAUAUUUUUUCCCAUCUGAAUAAUGACAAGUUGAGGGUGGUUGUCAGAAGAGGCAGGGAAACUUGGGUCCUGAAAUAUGGAAACCAUGACAGGAAAUUUAAACCAGCUUAGCAAUAUUGGUCUCAGAGGUAAAGAAGGAAAAAGGAGAUGAGCAAAGGGAAAUAAUGAAAGAGAAAAAGAAAGAUGAGAGGGGACACUGGUGAUGAAAGAGAGAAAACAAAGAAGAAAGAAAUACUGGAUGAACCUAUACCUUUCCAUCUUAUCCACAACUCUAAUAUGAGAUAAUGGAUCAUGAGCUUUGCUAAAAUUAUAGGAAAACUCUAUCUACAGCAUUUCCCUCAUCUACUAGCCUAGUAAUCCUAUCAAAAAAGGAAAUGGUGUUUGUCUGGCACUGC
Messenger RNA from Monodelphis domestica (gray short-tailed opossum), 890 nucleotides. Its product is annotated as myelin-oligodendrocyte glycoprotein-like. Lineage: Eukaryota; Metazoa; Chordata; Mammalia; Didelphimorphia; Didelphidae. The record is from RefSeq and is a predicted model, not a curated record. Gene Ontology annotation, molecular function: signaling receptor binding. Gene Ontology annotation, cellular component: external side of plasma membrane. Gene Ontology annotation, biological process: regulation of cytokine production; T cell receptor signaling pathway.